AUGGAAAUAGAAAAAGUUUGCAAUACUGUUCGAGGGAUUGCACUUUCACCUUUUCAGUCUAUCAAAACAACUUUCAGGGAAAAUUAUGAGCUGGGCUUGGAAGCAGCUGGUUCAGCUUUUGCUGUGUUUCAAGAUGGAAAAUUAGUAGUAGAUUUAUAUGGGGGAUAUUCUGAUGUCGAUAAAAGAAUACCUUGGCAGUAUGAUACUUUGACCGUUUUUUUCUCAGCUACGAAGAGUUUGACUUCAAUUGUAUUAGCCAUGUUAAUAAGUCAGAAACUUGCUAGUUACGAUGAUUUUGUAUGCACUUAUUGGCCAGAAUUUGCUUCAUAUGGAAAAAAUGGAAUUACAAUUAAACAUGUUGUUCAACAUCAAGCAGGAUUACCUUACGGUAAUAAAAUGCUUAAUAUUGAUGAUGUAAUGAUUGCCGAAAAUAUGUCAAAAGUAUUAGAACAAAUGGUACCACUGUGGAAACCUGGCACUACAUGUGGAUAUCACGCACUUACUUUUGGCUUCCUUGUUGAUCAAAUAGUUCGACGUAUUGACGUGAAAAAACGUGGAGUUGCAUGCAUUUUACGUGAAGAAAUUUUACUUAAACAUGGUAUUGAAGAUAUUUUUAUUGGUUUACCAAAUAUCCAAAUGAAUUCACGUGUAACUCAAAUUGUGGAACUAUCUGAAAAAGCUUUGAAACUGGAAAAACUAUUAAAUCCAGAAGGAGUAAGAUUAUCACUUUUAACUCAUAAUGAACCAUAUCGAUGCUUAUACGACACGUGGCCAUGGAUUAAACUUUCUGAGUAUAAUAAUCCAAAAAAACGCUGUCUACAAAUGCCAUCAAAUAUGGGAAUUGGUACUGCUCGAGGACUUGCUAAAGUUCAUUCUUUAGUAGUUCAGGGAGAUUUAAUAUCAAAUGAUGUUUUAAAAUUAAUAUCUGUACCUCAACUCAUCAACACUAUGGAUAUUAUCAAUGGAUAUUCAGAGACAAAAGGAUUUGGCUGGCAAUAUAAUAAAAACAAAUUGGGGAAAUGGAAUAUCGGUCACUCAGGGCAAGGAGGUCAAAAUGUACGAAUGGACCUCGACAAUAAACUAGCUUAUGCUUAUCUGUGCAAUGGACUCAAAGCAUGCGAUUCAGAUCAUGUUUAUACAUUUCGCAGACUUCAGGAUACAUUAUAUCAGUAUUUAUCAUUUUUUCAUCCUGUUUCUAGUCCACUUUAA
Thelazia callipaeda (thelaziosis nematode) is the source of this 1209-nucleotide messenger RNA. The record is from the annotation of a GenBank genome assembly. Lineage: Eukaryota; Metazoa; Nematoda; Chromadorea; Rhabditida; Thelaziidae.